Molecule: messenger RNA, 2850 nt
Organism: Hyphopichia burtonii NRRL Y-1933
Lineage: Eukaryota; Fungi; Ascomycota; Pichiomycetes; Serinales; Debaryomycetaceae
Product: glycoside hydrolase family 31 protein
Exons: 1
Coding region: 1-2850 (949 amino acids)
Biological process (GO): carbohydrate metabolic process
Molecular function (GO): hydrolase activity, hydrolyzing O-glycosyl compounds; carbohydrate binding
Source: RefSeq, a predicted model, not a curated record
AUGUUAGUACCCAGAAUAGUCACCCUAUUGGUGGCAGCAUUGGCUGCCAACGCUGCUCCCGCUAGCGAGUCUGCCAGCUCGGCAGACUCUCAAAUUACCCUCGAUACCGAAUUGACUCUAGGAGUCAAACAAACCCCCAAUAUUGAAAACGAUACCGCAGUAGAUGCUAACCAGGUUGCCAAAGGUUAUGAUUUGGUCAAUGUAUCCAGUACUGCCCGAGGAUUGACCGGGAUCUUGAAAUUGAAAGAAGCUACCAACCUUUACGGUUACGAUUUCGACUACCUCAACUUAUCUGUCAGUUACCAGUCCGACGAAAGAUUGAACGUUCAUAUCGAGCCGGUAGACUUGACUGAUGUCUACGUGUUGCCCGAGGACUUGGUGCCCAAGCCUUCGGUCGAAGGCGAUGUCAACUCUUUUGACUUUGAUAAUUCCGAUUUGGUGUUCCAAUACUCUGCUGAAGAUUUCUCGUUUGAAAUUAUUAGACAAUCAACCAAAGAGUCCUUGUUUUCCACUAAGGGGAAUCCUUUGGUUUUUUCAAAUCAGUUCAUUCAAUUUAAUACUUCUUUACCAAAAGAUCACUAUAUCACUGGUUUGGGUGAAUCCAUUCAUGGUUUCCGUCAAGAACCGGGUGUCGUUAAAACGUUAUUCGCUAAUGACGUGGGUGACCCCAUUGAUGGGAACAUUUAUGGUGUUCAUCCAUUCUACUCGGAUCAAAGAUACGAUACUAAAACUACCCAUGGGGUUUAUUGGAGAACUUCGGCCCCUCAAGAAGUUUUAAUCGAAGAAGAAUCCUUAACUUGGAGAGCUCUUAAUGGGGUCAUUGAUUUAUAUUUCUUCAGUGGUGAUACUCCGAAAAAAGUCAUUAGUCAAUACGUUAAUGAAAUCGGUUUGCCUGCUUUCCAAUCUUAUUGGACUUUUGGUUAUCACCAAUGUCGAUGGGGCUAUGACUCUGUUGACGAAUUACAAUCGGUUAUUGAUAAUUUUAAAAAAUUCAAUAUUCCUUUAGAGACCAUUUGGUCAGAUAUCGAUUAUAUGGAUUCUUAUAAAGAUUUCACGAAUGAUCCUCAUAGAUAUCCAAAGGAAGAUUUUAAAAAAUUCAUUGAAUCUUUACAUGAAAAUAAUCAACAUUAUGUUCCAAUCGUUGAUGCUGCUAUUUACGCUCCAAACCCAAAUAAUCAAACCGAUAAUGAUUAUCCUCCUUUCCAUGAUGGUAUCGACUCGGAUGUUUUCCUUAAAAACCCCGAUGGCUCCUUAUAUGUUGGCUCAGUUUGGCCUGGUUAUACCGUUUUCCCGGACUUCUUAGCUAAUGAUACUCAAGACUACUGGCAAAAAUGUUUCGAGGAUUGGUACAAAGAUGUUCCUUUUGAUGGUAUUUGGUUAGAUAUGAAUGAAGUCUCAAGUUUCUGUGUGGGCUCUUGUGGUUCCGGUAAACUUGAAGAAAAUCCAGUUCAUCCUCCUUUCGCUGUUGGUGAUGUUCCUACAAAGUAUCCUGAAGGUUUUGAAAAAACUAACGCUUCUGAAUAUAGUUCAGUUCAAGCUUCAAUCUCUGCCACCGCUUCUUCAUCCGCUUCUUCUUCUUCUGCAUCUUCUACUUCAAUCGAUUCUAAAAACACUUUGGCCCCAGGUAAAGGUAAUAUUAACUAUCCUCCUUACGCCAUUAAUCAUUUCCAAGGUGAUCAUGAUCUUGCUACUCAUGCAGUUAGUCCAAAUGCUACUCAUCAAGAUGGUACCCUUGAAUACGAUAUUCAUAAUCUUUAUGGUUAUACUCAAGAAGUUGCCACUCAUAAAGUCUUACUUGAAAUCAAUCCUAAUAAAAGACCCUUCAUUCUUUCUCGUUCUACUUUCCCAGGUUCAGGUAAGUAUACUACUCAUUGGGGUGGUGAUAAUAACUCUCAAUUUAGAGAUGCUUAUUUUUCAAUUCCUCAAAUCUUAUCAUUACAAAUGUUUGGUAUUGGUAUGAUUGGUCCCGAUACUUGUGGAUUUAAUGGUCAAUCUAGUAUGGAAUUAUGUUCAAGAUGGAUGCAAUUGUCUUCUUUCUUCCCAUUCUUUAGAAACCACAACGUUUUAAGUGCUAAUCCUCAAGAACCUUACGUUUGGUCUUCUGUUACUGAUCACUCUAAACAGACUAUUAACAUUAGAUAUUUAUUAUUACCUUACUUCUAUACUAAUCAUUAUGAUACCCAUACUACUGGUACUCCUUUGAUGAGAGCUUUAUCUUGGGAAUUCCCAAAUGAUCGAUCUUUGGCCGGUGCAGAUAGACAAUUCUUCGUUGGUGAUGCUAUUCUUGUUACCCCUGUUUUAACUCAAGGUGCUGACACUGUUAAAGGUGUCUUUCCAGGUGCAGGUAAAGAUGAAGUCUAUUAUGAUUGGUACACUUAUGAAAAGCAAGAUUUUGAAGAUGGUAAAAAUACCACUUUAGACGCUCCUUUAGGUCAUAUUCCUCUCCAUAUUAGAGGUGGUUACGUCAUUCCAACUCAAGAACCAGGUUACACCACCGCCGAAUCAAGAGAAAAUCCAUGGGGAUUAAUCGUUGCUUUAGGUGUUGACAAGUCUGCUCAAGGUAAACUUUAUGUUGAUGAUGGGGAAUCAUAUGAAAUUGAAGAAUCCUUAUACGUCAAUUUUGUUGCAGCAAACAAUACUUUGUUAUCAUCCUCUUUUGGUUCUUACGAUGCAAGUCAACCUUUGGCAAAUGUUACCAUCUUAGGUGUUGAUUCUAAACCAAAGAAUGUCAAAUUUGAUGGUAAUUCAGUUGAUUUCUCUUACGAAAACUCAACUCUUUUCGUUACUAACUUGGAACAACAAACUAGUGACGGUGCCUUUGCUAAACAAUGGAAACUUACCUGGAAUUAG